Molecule: messenger RNA, 801 nt
Organism: Nezara viridula (southern green stink bug)
Lineage: Eukaryota; Metazoa; Arthropoda; Insecta; Hemiptera; Pentatomidae
Source: the annotation of a GenBank genome assembly
AUGGAGGGUACGGGUUCUGAUAUUGUUCCAGAAAGGACUAUAAAACCUGAUGAGAAUGGAGAUACUAAGACUGAUGCUGCUAAUCUUCAGGAAAAGGAUCCCCUUUCUACUAAAGAAAGUGUUAGUUUUGUAGUAAUCCAUAACAAAAAUAAAUUUGAUGUUCAGUUUCCUCUUGAUGAAACAGUGAGCAAAUUAAAACAACAUCUUCAGAACAUAAUUAAUGUUCCCCAACCUCUCCAGAAAGUAAUGUAUAAAGGCUUGGCCAAAGAUGAUAAAACUUUAAGAGAAAUAGGUAUCACUCCUGGGGUCAAAGUGAUGGUUGUGGGAUCUAAAUUAGAUGAUGUUCUGGCGGUUUCCACUCCUAGUACCCUAGUUGCUGAAGAAAAGGCACAUGUUGUAAGUAAAGAACCACUGUGUCGUCAAAAAUUGCACAAAAAGGUAAUCGAUAAAGGAAUACCUGAUGAUGUCUUGCCUGGUAUUCGUGAUGCCAAAGAACCUCUACCUCCUUUCCCGCUUUGUGGAAUGUUAAAUAUGUCUGGUGGAAAAGUGAGGCUAACAUUCAAACUCGAAUUAGACCAAUUGUGGAUUGGUACUAAAGAAAGAACUGAAAAAAUUCCAAUGACCUCAAUCAAAAAUAUAAUUAGCGAACCUAUUGAUGGACAUUCACAAUAUCAUAUCAUGGGCAUUCAGAUGGGUACUAGUGAUGCUUCGAGGUACUGGGUCUACUGGGUUCCUGCUCAAUAUGUCGAUUCUAUAAAAGAUGCAGUAUUAGGCCCCUGGGUAAGUGAUCUAACAUGUUAA